Acaromyces ingoldii is the source of this 732-nucleotide messenger RNA. RefSeq lists its product as hypothetical. The transcript has 4 exons. Lineage: Eukaryota; Fungi; Basidiomycota; Exobasidiomycetes; Exobasidiales; Cryptobasidiaceae. Gene Ontology annotation, molecular function: proton transmembrane transporter activity. Gene Ontology annotation, biological process: proton motive force-driven ATP synthesis. The record is from RefSeq and is a predicted model, not a curated record. The coding region runs from base 1 to 732 and encodes 243 amino acids.
AUGGCUGCUGCCAACGUCAACUGGAGUCGCAUCUACCAGUCCCUCGGAUUGGGCAAGAACUCGACCGCAACGCUGCAGGCCUUCCGCAAGCGCGCCGAAGACGCCCGCCGGCAGCUGCAGACGCUCAAGCACGAGCGGACCGACGUGGACGUGGCCCACUACAAGUCCAUCCUCAAGAACCAGGAUGUGGUGAACCAGGCCGAGAAGAUCCUCAAGGACUUCAAGCCUGUCACGUACGACGUCUCGGCCCAGCUCAAGGCCAUCGAUGCUUUCGAGGCAAAGGCUACUGAGCAAGCUCAGGCUUCCGCGGACAAGAUUGAGGCGGAGCUCAAGGACCUCAAGGCGACGCUCAAGAACAUCGAGGAUGCUCGUCCAUUCGACCAGCUCACCGUCGACGACGUCGUCGCUGCUCGCCCCGAGAUCCGCGAGACUGUCGAGGCCAUGAUGAAGCAGGGCAAGUUCUCCACGCCUCAGUACACCGAGAAGUUCGGCAGUGAGUCUACCCUUCUCACCCCAACAAUCCCACCGAAGCAAUACUCACUCGAUCACUUUUUUGACAGACCUGGCCGUCAUCUAAUUGGACUCCGAGGCGAAGGGGUAGAAGCAGUCAUGCGCAAUAUAAAUUACGUCCAAGCAAACAGAACCGAGAGCCUUUUGCAUAGGAGAGAAAGGGGGUUGGGGUUGGAAGAGAGGGGUGGGGGUCGAGACUCUCCGGCGCUCGACAUGGCUUGA